AUGGCUGCUUCACCAUCAGACACGGUGGCAUUCAUUGGCCUUGGGGUGAUGGGCUACCCAAUGGCGCUGAAUCUGCACGCCGGUUUGGGCUUGGACAAAACCCUCCUCAUCUGCGACACAAACCUGGAAGCGUUGGACAGAUUCAAAGCCGAGGCAAGGGGCAAGGCGACAGUCAAGGUAGUUCCCAACGGCUUCGAAGCGGCUAGGGCAGCAAAAACAGUUUUCACUAUGCUACCAGGUUCUGGUGCCGUUAAAUCGGUCUAUUUGGACCAUCAAACUGGCAUCCUCGCAGGAGCUGUGGCGGCUGCAGAGCAGUCGGGACGAAGCCCUGAACGCAAGAUAGUAGUCGAAUGCGGAACCAUCGAGACCGACUGCAUCCAUUCUGUCGCAGCUUCGUGCCGGGAGGUUUCCACUUCCAAGCUCUCGGACACUCUUGUCUUUGUUGACGCGCCUGUUUCAGGCGGGCCCAUGGGCGCCAGUGCUGCCACUCUCACCUUCAUGGUGGGUUGCCAACCAUCCUUAUCACAUGAAGUAUUUCCCAUUGUCAAGUCGUAUCUGGGGCACAUGGGCAACCGAGAGGGCAUAUUUCUGUGCGGGGACGUCGGUGCGGGCACAGCUUUCAAGAUAAUCAACAACUAUCUAAGCGCAAUCACUUCUCUGGCCGCAUCCGAGGCGCUCAACAUUGGCGUGAAAGCCGGGCUUGACCCCAAGACGCUCACUGAUGUCAUCAAUGCCAGCGGCGGCCAGUGUUGGGUCACAAGCAAGAGCAACCCAGUCCCGGGGGUUCAAGCUAACGUUCCGAGUAGCCGGGGCUACGAGGGAGGAUUCAGGAUUGAGCUAUGUGCCAAGGUAUUGGGCAUGGGAACCAAGUUGGCCGAGAGCGUCGGGGCGAGGACCAUCCUGGACAAGCCCACACAGCAAGCAUUCAGCGAGGCAAUGGGGGACGAAAGGUACUCUGGGAAAGAUGCGAGGGUUGUUUACCAGUGGUUAAAUAAGUCUACAUAG
Fusarium keratoplasticum is the source of this 1005-nucleotide messenger RNA. RefSeq lists its product as uncharacterized. Lineage: Eukaryota; Fungi; Ascomycota; Sordariomycetes; Hypocreales; Nectriaceae. Gene Ontology annotation, biological process: L-valine catabolic process. Gene Ontology annotation, cellular component: mitochondrion. The coding region runs from base 1 to 1005 and encodes 334 amino acids. Gene Ontology annotation, molecular function: 3-hydroxyisobutyrate dehydrogenase activity; NAD binding; NADP binding. The transcript has 3 exons. The record is from RefSeq and is a predicted model, not a curated record.